Molecule: messenger RNA, 1538 nt
Organism: Cajanus cajan (pigeon pea)
Lineage: Eukaryota; Viridiplantae; Streptophyta; Magnoliopsida; Fabales; Fabaceae
Product: putative GPI-anchored protein At4g28100
Source: RefSeq, a predicted model, not a curated record
CAACCCCACCACCCUUUUAUUUGCCCUUUAUUUCCCUUUCCCUUUCCUUGCUUGUGAGUUCUGACCCAACAGAGGCCACCACGCCCAUACCAUCCCAAUAUUCUCUUCCUUUUGGUGGAAGAACCAAAACCACAUCCACAUUCAUUCACUCCACACUCACACACACACGCCUUUCCCUUGGUCACAGAGUGUGUUAGAUUAGAUUAGACCCUCUUAAACUCUCACUAUGACACUCACAUUCCCUCCUCCAAGAUCACCAUUCUUCAACACCCUUUUGUUCCUCUUCACUCUCCUCCCUUGCUACCUAUCUCUCCCUGACCCUGAUGCAGCAGCAGCAACAGUUCAGCCAAUCAUUCCAAAUCCAUCUUCAACAAUCCCUGCAUUCCCGGAACAAGCUGAUGUUGAAGGCUGCCCUCUUAACCUCUCAGAUGAGCACUAUGAAGGGAUAAAAAGAGCAUGUGGCUCCAACAAAGAUGCUGCAGAUACGGAACUCCACCGUAGUAGAUGCUGUCCUGUGCUGGCUGCAUGGCUCUACUCAGCAUACUCAGUCACUGCCCUUAGUGGUGGAAUGCAACGUGAACAUGCCACAUCCUAUGACAUGCCUUUACUUCCUGAUGAUUCUGAAACGUGUGUGAGUGACUUGAGGAAGGCCUUGAAAGUUAGAGGAAUUAACCUUGUUCAGCCCAAUGAGACUUGUGAUGUGGUCUAUUGCUACUGUGGCAUUAGGUUGCACCCUUUGACAUGUUCCGAGUCUUUUUCAGCUACUCCAAGUGGGAAAAUUGUUGUGGAUGAAAGUGUGAAGAGAUUGGAGAGGAAUUGCUUGAGUAGCAGCACCAAUGUUAAUAAGUUUCCUGGGUUGGGAGGAUGCUCCAAGUGCUUGCAUAGUCUCUAUUCUCUUAGAAAGAAGUCUUCAAAUUCAAGCAAGUCAGAAAAUAGGACCACCAAGAUCCAUAACAAAGACUGUGAACUCAUGGGCCUAACAUGGCUUCUGGCUAAGAAUAGAACGGCUUACAUUCACACAGUUUCUGGUGUUCUUCGUGCUUUGAUGUUGAGCACUGAAGGCUCUGACCCACAAUCAUGCACUCUAAACAGUGAUGGAAUGCCUCUUGCCGUUGAUUCCUCUGAAAUGUUAGAUCAAUCUUCAUCAACCAACCUCCAAGCACUUUCUUUGUUAUUUCUAUAUUUGCUACUAGGAGUUCAUUUCACUGUAUUAUUAUCAUCCACCUAACUCAAAUGAGAACAAAAAGAUUGAUCCCCAACAUGGCAUUUUGUAAAUUUGGAUCUGUGAUCUGGUGCUUAGGAGAGUAAGUUUUCUUGGGUGUUAAUUGAAAUUAGGUUCAUGUGUUUGAUACAAAAUUCAUAAUGGUUUUUAUUUUGGUGGACCUUCAUUGCCAUGUGAUAAUAGCGACCAGUGCUUGGUCUUGGAGGGACAAAUUUGGAUGUACAUUUCACUCGUUGUGGUGGCAUUAUUUUAGACAGUUGUAUGUUUCACGGGCGAUUUAUCACUUAGGGAACGUUUACUUCUUCACCACGAUGCU